This is a messenger RNA of Aureobasidium melanogenum CBS 110374, 2157 nucleotides long. RefSeq names its product P-loop containing nucleoside triphosphate hydrolase protein. Lineage: Eukaryota; Fungi; Ascomycota; Dothideomycetes; Dothideales; Saccotheciaceae. The transcript has 3 exons. The record is from RefSeq and is a predicted model, not a curated record. The coding region runs from base 1 to 2157 and encodes 718 amino acids. Gene Ontology annotation, molecular function: nucleic acid binding; ATP binding. Gene Ontology annotation, cellular component: nucleus.
AUGGCCCCAUACGCUCGUUACGUACCGCCCAAGCCUGCUGCGCUGGUCGCAGCCGAUACCACGGCCGAUCUGGAUGUUUCUGUCCCUCCACAACAAAAGCCAGUCAAGGUGCCCAAGGGCCCAUCACGGUCCGACGACAAUGGCAGAAAAAAGAGAAAGCGUCCAGACAUAGACAAUCCGCCCACCACCACUACCACCGCCCAUGUCAACAAUGACGACGAGGCCUCCGCCAUUCCAAGCAAACACAGUGCCGUCUAUUCAAAAUUUCAAAAGGCUGCCCAACGAUCCGAGGCUGCUAGGGCCGCUGCGCCCAACGACAAUGUCGACUUGGCCGACCAGCCCGAGCUGCAUGACUUGAUCCCGCUGCCACAACCUGAGCGUGCCCCGACUCCUGACUUUGUGCCCUCUUUCUCUUCGCUGCCGCAAUGGCUCGCCCAGCCCAUCGUCGUCUCUCAGUCCACCACACGUCCUUUCAGUGACCUUUCCUUGUCAAAGAAGACUCUGGCCCACCUCGAGGUAAGAGGCUACACGACUGCUUUUGCCGUUCAAGCUGCUCUGCUUCCUCUCCUCCUCCCGCACCCCUAUCUCACCCAUCUUCCCCCGAACGAUGUCUGUGUCAGCGCCCCGACUGGUAGUGGCAAGACGUUGGCAUAUGUUCUUCCCAUCGUCGAGAACCUGCGUACAAGACUCGAUACGAAACUGCGCGCUGUGAUUGUAGUACCGACCAGAGAACUCGUUGCCCAGGCAUCUGCCGUAGUGUCCACUUGCGCCCAGGGCUCGGCCAUACAGAUCGCUUUGGCCGUCGGCAACCAAUCUGUUGCCGCCGAACAAGAAUCGUUGAUCAAAAAGGGUCGAACAUAUGACCCCGAGCGCCAUCGUGCGCUCAUGGAAAAGGCCAGGAAACGCCAGUGCUUUGAGCUGGACUUGGAUCUGACUGAUAUUGAGGCUACCAUGCUCGACGACGUCGUUCGUCUGCCAAAUGGCUACGUCCCAACUUACAACUCAGCUGCCGACCUUCUGAUUUGCACUCCUGGUCGCUUAGUCGAGCAUCUAACUGCCACGGCUGGGUUCACACUAGAUCAUGUCGAGUGGCUGGUCGUUGACGAAGCCGAUCGUCUACUGGACCAAAGUUUCCAAGAGUGGGUAGCAAAGGUUACCGCCGCCUUGGAUACCCCAAAACCUCUAUCUACACCAAGUCCCGAGACCGCUGCUUUGCGCCAUCUUAUGCCACGUCGCGAUAGAUACGUGAGAAAGGUCAUAUUGAGUGCCACCAUGACCCGAGAUAUAUCCAAGUUGAGUGCUCUCAAAUUGCGACGGCCGACCAUGAUUGUGGUCAAGACAGAAGCUGAGGCUACGCUCGACAAUGAGGCGACCGUAGCAAUUGGUGCACAAGACUUUGAACUGCCUACGACACUUUCAGAAUUCGCGGUUCCUGUUGGUGAUGGUUCUGACAAGCCGCUUUUCCUCCUCGAACUUCUCCGGUCCAAGAUUUUCCCUGGAUCGACAUCAAGGCCGAAAAAGGGCGAAGAGGACAGCUCCGAUAGCGAUAGCAGGAUGUCAACAUCUUCAAACCCACCCAAAGUAGCGAACGGACCGGCCACGAAGACAACCGAAAACAGUAUGGUUCUGAUUUUCACACCCAGCACUGAGGCAGCAGCUCGUCUGCACCAUCUUCUCACGCACAUCGAACCAUCAUACAAGGCCACAACUUUACUCCUCACCAAAUCAUCCACGAACUUCAACUUCAACACCUCAUCUCCUCGUAUCAUAAUCUCGACUGAUCGUGCCUCUCGUGGUCUAGAUUUACCGUUGCUCACCCACGUCAUAAACUACACUAUUCCGCGCAGUCUGGCAUCCUAUGUACAUCGCGUAGGCCGUACGGCGAGAGCGGGUCGAAGCGGCGAGGCUUGGACACUGUUCGCCGAGAACGAAGGUCGUUGGUUCUGGAAUGAGAUUGCCAGAGCCACGGGCAUAAACAGAAGCACAAAGGUUGAAAGAAUAAAUAUGAAGCUUGCUACCGAGCAGAAAGAAGGUGGAGAGAUGCGUAAUAGAUACGUUGAUGCUCUUGAAGGUAUGAAGGCAAUCGUAACCAGCAAGAAUACGAAGCCUAGUAAGGGCAAAAGCAGGAUGGGCGACGAUGUGGAAAUGAAUGGCUAG